Filobasidium floriforme is the source of this 3485-nucleotide messenger RNA. RefSeq names its product putative Na+/H+ exchanger AnNHA1. Gene Ontology annotation, molecular function: sodium:proton antiporter activity. Gene Ontology annotation, biological process: sodium ion export across plasma membrane; intracellular potassium ion homeostasis; proton export across plasma membrane. The transcript has 12 exons. Gene Ontology annotation, cellular component: plasma membrane. The record is from RefSeq and is a predicted model, not a curated record. Lineage: Eukaryota; Fungi; Basidiomycota; Tremellomycetes; Filobasidiales; Filobasidiaceae. Bases 297 to 3344 code for a protein of 1015 amino acids.
UCGCUACUCGAGCUACUCGAGCUACUCUAUUAGUUCACGCCACGCCAAAACGACAAGGUCGAGACCGAGGUCAACACCGAGGGUUACGAGAAGAGACAUCAUAGCGUAUCAUAUCAUAUCUUCGCGAUAGCGCUAGCGAUAGCUAUAGAGCAAAGCAAAGUCAAGCAAACUAAAGUCAAGCAGGAUAGCUUGUUCAAGAAGAAGAAGAAGAGGACGACAACCAAACCUCUGAGUCGAAAGUUGAAGGCGAGAAUAAAGCGCAUCAAAGAGAGAACAAACAGAGAGAAUAAAAAGGGAUGGCCUUUCACCCGUUCGAGGUCAACGCACCUCAUCUGGUCUAUGCGUUCUUAGGGGGGUUUGUCGUUAUCUUCGGACUAUUCUCCCUGUUCAUCAAAGAACGGUUAUAUGUCGGUGAGGCUGUUAUCUCGACCGUCGUCGGAAUCGCUAUCGGACCUUACGCGAUCGACCUGGUCAACCCCCAUGCCUGGGGAGGCGGACACGAACAGAACAAUGAAAAGGUCAACGAGAUCACGCUCGAGGUGACUCGGGUCGUCCUCGCCAUCGGCGUCUUUGCCAUCGGGGUCGAGUUGCCGAAGACGUAUUUGAAGAAGCAUUGGAAAUCUCUGGCCAUGCUAAUCGGACCUGGAAUGGUCUGGGGCUGGCUCGUCUCGGCGCUGUUCGUCUGGGCCAUUUUCCCGAAGAUCGAAUUCCUCUCCGCCCUGGCCAUCGCCGCUUGCCUCACCCCGACAGAUCCCAUCUUGGCGCAGGCGGUAGUCGGAGGAAAGUUUGCCGACAAGCACGUGCCGGCGCAUAUUCGACACUUGUUGCAGGCCGAGUCUGGGUCGAACGAUGGGGCCGCGUUUCCUUUCCUCUACCUGGCGCUCUACUUGAUCAUCGACAACGACGACCGGCACGCCGUCGGAGAGUGGUUCUACAUCACCUGGCUGUACGAGGUCGCUCUCGGAAUCACCAUCGGGACGUUGAUCGGGUUCACCGUCCGCAAGGUCAUGAAGUUUUCCGAACGCAAGGGGUUGAUCGAUAGGCAGAGUUUCGUCGCUCAAUACGUCAGUUUGGCCAUCCUGACCAUCGGUGUUUGUACUCUACUGGGAAGUGACGACUUGCUCGCUGCGUUUGCUUGUGGAAGCGCUUUCGCCUGGGACGGAUUCUUCAACAAGGCCACCGAGGAUAGCAUGUUUUCCAACGUCAUCGAUUUGCUGUUCAACUGUGCUUGUUUCAUCUAUAUCGGGAUGGUCAUUCCGUUUUCUGAUUGGAACGACGCUGCGACAUCCAUCAACGUGUGGAGGCUCUUCCUUUUGGCCAUUGCCAUUCUCCUGCUUCGACGCCUGCCAUUCAUGCUCGCCGCCUACCGAUGGAUUCCCGACAUCAAGACGUUCCGAGAGGCCGCUUUCACCGGUUGGUUCGGUCCUAUGGGAGUCGGAGCCGUUUUCAUCGCCACGCUGGCCAAGACCAAGUUGCCUGAGCCCCACGAAGACGGACCGAUUGGUCAGGCAGAGCUCUUGAGCGCGACCAUUCAGCCCAUCAUCUUCUUCAUCGUCCUUGUGUCGACACUGUGUCACGGACUUUCGAUCCCCUUCUUCUCGUUGACCAAGCGAGUCCACUCGAUCUCACGAACCUGGUCGAGGCAAUCGAUGGGUGACGAGCCUGCCUGGUCAUCGCAUGCCCGUCGUAUCCAGCCCGGCGAGUCGAUCAGAGUCAACCGGGACGACGACGACAGAGAAGACGGAGCCGGUCUCGACGACGGGACCGCCGAUCGAGGCGGUGGCCUCUCCGAGAAACGUCGCUCGUCGAACGAGAUGGCCACCACCGAUACGACCGAUUCGGGGACUACCUUGGCCGGAAGCCGACAAUACGACGAAAAGGCUGGAGAACGGGCCGACGUGGAUGCCAUGGAGAGGGGUGAAUAUACCGGCAACGAUGGCGAAAAGCAGGGUCAGGUAAUGAAUGAAGAAGAGCAGAGCCAACGAGACGAAAGGGAGACCCCCAUCCUCGCCGAAUACCGUGAGGGAAAUCAUCUCGUACGGGAACGUCUGAAAGACGGAGAAGAUGAGGUCCAAGUCGAGGUCAUUAAGGACUAUUUCCACGCGGAAAAGCCCAACGAAAAGUCCACGUUCUGGCACCCUCAACCUCUGCGCCGACACGAGGUCGACAAGUUGCACGAGCACGUCGAUGAUGGAGCGGAGCAUGCGGCUAGUACGGUCAAGAACGGGGGCGAGGAGCAGGAAGAUCCCUUGGGACUGGGUCUGAUGGGACCCAAAGCGCGUCGAGAGAACCAGAGAGAAGAAGAAGAAAAGGAAGAGGAUAACAAGAAACGAGAGGCCGCAUUGGCCGGUGCGGGGCAUAAAGAACAGAAGCGGGCGGCUCAUGAAGCUAGACGGGUGGACAGUCGACGUCACGAGGAAGAAGAUCGAGAGGUCAAGGCGGAAGCGAAAGAACAGCAGCAUCAGCAAGCGAGGGAUAUUGCAAGGGAGGAUUCGAAGGUGACGACGAGGGGGGAGGCGCAUGAGCAGGCGAGGGCGAAUGCGAUCGGUCGUGCUGGACCCGCGGACGGAGAUGAUCGAUCUCAGCAAGACGAAGAUGAGGACGCGUAUGAGGAUGUGGACGAAGACGAACAACCCGCUACCGCCAGCCGACGGGGCAGCGGAUCACACUUGCCAGCCACACAGAGGUCCCACAGGCAGAACUCGAACAAACCGUCCACGAUCUUUAUCCAUUCUAGACCGGUUGGGAGAAGGAGGGAAUCGGUCAGGCAGCAGGUAUUUGGUGGGGCUCAUCCCGGUGGUACGGAGGUUAAAGGCGGAAGGCAGAGUCGAUCGGGUUCUAUCGCCGAUCCGAAUCACCUCGCCCCGCCUGGAAGUGGGAGGAGGGGACGACCGAUCUUGAACGAUACGAGCCGGGAAGGGUCUGCUGUCGGGUCGAUCUCGAGCGCCAAAUCCAGAUCUAACCUCAGCAAUGCCAACACCAACUUCAGCCCGAGAUCGAGGGACGUAUCUCCAGCUUCCCGGUCUCGAGGACUGAGGUUCGCAGAAGGAACUGCAGAAUCCAGUGAAACCGCUCCAGGACCCAGCUUCUAUAAACGACCGGCCAAUCAUAACCCGGACUUGGCGAUCACCCGCACGGCGAGCGUGCAAAGUAACGGUGGUGGCGCUGGAGAAGAAACGCCCAAGGGACAGACUUAUUACAACAACAGACCUUCUGGGGGUUCGGGCUUGCAGAUGUACAAGUCUCGGAGCAUCCAGAGUGGCCUUGGAGGAGAUCGGAGCGAUGGGGAAGAAGAGAGCGGGAAGGGCGGGUUCUUGAGUCGGUUGAAGCGACGGGGAAACUAGUUUCGGUGGGGUCCUGCAGAGUUGGGUUUGAAGCGCGAAGAGAAGUCCGAUCGUUAUGACAUGUAGCCUAUAUUCUGGAGUCAGAUUGAUAGCAUGUGUGGUCUGAUGGCAUCACGUAACCUAUAAUACGAUCGCCUGGGG